Ficedula albicollis (Collared flycatcher) is the source of this 1580-nucleotide messenger RNA. RefSeq names its product geranylgeranyl diphosphate synthase 1 (gene GGPS1). Lineage: Eukaryota; Metazoa; Chordata; Aves; Passeriformes; Muscicapidae. Gene Ontology annotation, molecular function: prenyltransferase activity. The record is from RefSeq and is a predicted model, not a curated record. The coding region runs from base 271 to 1170 and encodes 299 amino acids. The transcript has 4 exons. Gene Ontology annotation, biological process: isoprenoid biosynthetic process.
AGCGCCGAUCAGAAAAUGGGGGUGGACGGCGGGUGGGGGGAGCGAUGCGUCCUCGACUCCCGGUCUCCUAAAAUGGCGCUGAAGAGCUGGGCCUGCUCCUCCUGGAGUUCUGGAGGCAGCUGAGGAGGCUGCGCCUGUCGCGUUGAACUCCGUAGAAAAUGAACCUUUUUUCCCUCGGUCUGGCUGUGGCGGGAGUUUGGCAGCUGCAGACAGGGCGGCAGCAACUUCGUGUUCUCUGUGAAAUUGAACUACGUCUUAGGAAAUAAAGAAAUGGAUGGGAUGGAUGAAACAUCUAAAAAAAUCCUAGAGCCAUACCAGUAUUUGCUUCAACUACCAGGUAAGCAAGUGAGAACCAAACUGUCACAGGCCUUUAAUCACUGGCUGAAUGUUCCGGAAGAUAAAAUACAGGUUAUCAUUGAAGUGACAGAGAUGUUGCACAAUGCAAGCCUACUUGUGGAUGAUAUUGAAGAUAACUCAAAGCUACGACGGGGCUUUCCGGUGGCACACAGUAUCUAUGGAAUUCCAUCUGUAAUCAACUGUGCUAAUUAUGUUUAUUUUCUUGGCUUAGAGAAGGUUUUAACCCUUGAUCAUCCAGAUGCUGUUAAAGUUUUUACCCGUCAACUUCUGGAACUCCAUAAAGGUCAAGGCUUGGAUAUUUACUGGAGGGAUACUUACACCUGUCCCACAGAGGCUGAGUAUAAAGCAAUGGUACUGCAAAAGACAGGCGGUCUCUUUGGAUUAGCUGUAGGCCUCAUGCAGCUAUUCUCAAAUUAUAAAAAAGACUUAAAGCCACUUCUUAACACACUUGGUCUCUUCUUCCAAAUAAGAGAUGACUACGCCAACUUGCACUCCAAAGAAUAUAGUGAGAACAAGAGUUUUUGUGAAGACUUAACUGAGGGCAAGUUCUCAUUCCCAACCAUUCAUGCAAUUUGGUCAAGACCUGAAAGCACUCAGGUGCAAAACAUUUUACGUCAAAGGACGGAGAACAUAGAUAUAAAAAAAUACUGUGUACAUUACCUUGAAAAUGUUGGCUCCUUUGAGUACACUCGGAAUACAUUGAAAGAGCUUGAAUCUGAAGCCUAUAAACAAAUUGAAUUGCUUGGGGGAAACCCUGAGCUUGUAGCACUAGUUCAACAGCUGAGCAAAAUGUUCAGAGAAACUGAAAAUUAAAAAAUUAACUUUCCGGGUGUGGAUUAAAACUCUUUUGAAAAUGGGAAAAUAACCAGAUGGAGAGGUGUGAUAAUCAGUCUUAUGUAAAAAGUUUCUCCUGUAGCCAUGUGACAGAAAUAACAGUUAAAAAUAACUUGUCAUUGAGUUUUGAAAUAUAUACCUUAUCUCUAAAGUCUUAACUGUAACUGCUUUACAGUUGGUUUUGUUAAAGGUGUACUAGAACUAAGCAAGUUUUGAAUCUAAAUGUAAUAGUAUUGACACAAUCACAAGCAUUAUUUCACACCUAAAACACUCAUGCCCCUAACCAGUCUAUGAUAGGAUUCUGGUUGAAAUUCUGUGUAAAAUUAAAUCAGGUUGACAUGUAUAUUAUGCAUUUUAAACAAUGGUUUUGUAAGCCAAAAUUUGUGUUU